This is a messenger RNA of Ficedula albicollis (Collared flycatcher), 3458 nucleotides long. RefSeq names its product discoidin, CUB and LCCL domain containing 2 (gene DCBLD2). The record is from RefSeq and is a predicted model, not a curated record. Bases 1 to 2184 code for a protein of 727 amino acids. Lineage: Eukaryota; Metazoa; Chordata; Aves; Passeriformes; Muscicapidae. The transcript is spliced from 15 exons.
AUGCAGGCAGUCUUGCAAACAGAUGAGCAUUCAGCCCACGCCCCGGGGGAUGUUACCACACAGUCAGACCUUCGAGACACUGAACUCAGUGUCCAUCAGUUACAGCCCCCUCACUACCUACUCCUGCUUAUCACAGAACUUGUCUGUGAUGGGUGUGGGCACACAGUGCUGGGCCCUGAGAGCGGGACCCUGGCCUCCAUAAACUACCCCCGGACCUCUCCCAACAGCACCGUGUGCGAGUGGGAAAUCCGCGUGAAGCCCGGCCAGCGGGUGCAGCUCAAGUUCGGUGAUUUUGAUAUUGAUGACUCGGAUUCCUGCCAUUCCAGUUACCUGAGAGUUCAUAAUGGCAUUGGCCCCAACAGGACGGAGAUAGGAAAAUACUGUGGGUUUGACUUUCAAAUGGAUGGUUUAGUUAGUUCAAAAAGUAAUGAAGUGACAGUACAGUUCAUGAGUGGAAUUCACACUUCUGGACGUGGAUUUCUUGCAGCUUAUUCAACUACUGACAAAUCAGACUUAAUUACCUGUUUAGACAAUGCAAGUCACUUUUCCGAACCAGAAUUCAAUAAGUAUUGUCCAGCUGGAUGUGUGAUUCCUUUUGCGGAUAUUUCAGGCACUAUCCCUCAUGGAUACAGAGAUUCAUCAUCACUUUGUAUGGCUGGUGUUCACGCAGGCGUCGUGUCAAAUACGCUGGGUGGUCAAAUUAAUGUUGUAAUCAGCAAGGGCAUUCCAUACUAUGAAGGCUCCUUGGCUAACAAUGUCACCUCAAAAGUGGGACCCUUAUCUACAAGUCUCUUCACCUUUAAGACAAGUGGUUGCUAUGGAACACUGGGGAUGGAAUCUGGGGUGAUUCCUGAUUCCCACAUCACAUCAUCAUCUAUUCUUGAGUGGCCUAACCAAACAGGACAAGUAAACAUUUGGAAGCCUGAAAAUGCCAGACUGAAAAGGAUUGGACCUCCUUGGGCUGCUUUUAUCAGUGAUGAACAUCAGUGGUUGCAGAUUGACUUGAAUAAAGAAAAGAAAAUAACUGGUAUUAUAACUACUGGAUCAACUUUAGCAGAGCACUACUAUUAUGUCUCAGCCUACAGAAUUUUAUACAGUGAUGAUGCACAGAAGUGGACAGUGUACAGAGAACCUGGCACUGGUAAAGAUAAGAUAUUUCAAGGGAAUACUGAAUUGUACCAGGAAGUUCGCAAUAAUUUCAUUCCACCUAUUAUUGCACGUUUUUUUAGGAUUAACCCCUUAAAAUGGCACCAGAAAAUUGCAAUGAAAGUAGAGUUGCUAGGAUGUCAGUUUAGUAUAGGUCGUGCUCCUAAAAUCACCUUGCCACCACCACCUCAGAACAAGAAUGAUGAGAAGAAUGAUGACUUCAUUCAUUCAGUGAAGACUUCGCUGCAGACAGAUAAAACAACUUUCACACCUGAAAUAAAAAACACUACAGUGACUCCAAGUGUAACCAAAGAUGUGGCAUUGGCAGCAGUUCUGGUUCCAGUGCUGGUGAUGGUCUUCACUACUCUGAUUCUUAUCUUAGUUUGUGCGUGGCAUUGGAGAAACCGCAAGAAAAAAACUGAGGGCACAUAUGAUCUACCUUACUGGGAUCGUGCAGGAUGGUGGAAAGGGAUGAAGCAGUUUUUCCCAACCAAAUCAGCAGAACAUGAAGAAACUCCUGUACGCUACAGCAGCAGUGAAAUCAGUCACCUAAGACCAAGAGAAGUCCCAACAAUGUUGCAAACAGAGUCUGCAGAAUAUGCUCAGCCCCUGGUAGGUGGAAUUGUGGGCACGCUUCACCAGAGAUCAACCUUCAAACCAGAAGAAGGAAAAGAAGCCAGCUAUGCUGACUUGGACCCUUACAGUUCCCCCAUCCAAGAGGUUUACCACGCCUAUGCCGAGCCACUGCCCGUAACCGGACCUGAGUACGCGACUCCGAUCAUCAUGGACAUGUCCAGCCAUCCCAGCACACCUCUUGGUGCUCCUUCCAUUUCCACCUUCAAAGCUGCAGGGAAUCCAGCUCCUCCACUGGCUGGAACGUGCAAUAAGCUGUUAUCCAGGACCGACAGUGCAUCCUCAGCACAGGCACUGUACGAUAUACCAAAGGGGCAGCCGGGGCCAGGCAGUGCAGACCAACUCAUGUACCAGGUGCCACAGAGCGUGGCCCAUCCCACUGUGAGUAAGGAUGAACAAAGUUAGCUCAUGAGUAAGGUAGAAUGGUGGCUUGUUUCUAAAAGCCAGUUCCAUAAAGCUCACAGUUUCACCUUUUUAAUUCCGUUGUUUUGGUAUUGUUAGUCUUAAGUAAUACAACGUUGAACCAAAAUGUGUGGUAUGGGAGGUCUGGGAAUACAGUAAUUCUGCUUUUCCUUAAGCUGUAUGUACAGUUAACAGCUUGUCUCCUGUAAAAUUGUGGACUUUUUUAUUACUACUGUACAAUUGUCUGCCAGACAUGAGAGAAGAACUCUUCAUGAUCAGCUCCAGUAAUUCAUAGAUGUGAGUGAUAAACUGGGAGAAACAAGUGCAAAAGUACAAGUACAAAAGCCAGUUAUUUCUUCCUAAUGGUACUAUUUCUUGGGGGAAAAAAACCCCAUCUCAAUACCCAAAGCUCUUAAUUUCUGUGCAAGCACAACAGCUUCUAAAAUUCCUCUUUUCCUUGUAAAAUGUCUGCACAAUUUUGGACUUAACAAGCUACUGUCAGGACUGAUGGAAAAAAUUUCUUUGGUUUCAUGGUACAAAAUAGUUUUGAUUCUGAAUUACAUUACUUCAGCUUUGUUAACAGAAUUGGGAAUUUUCAGCUGUGUGUUCCUCAGAAGGUUCCUGCCUUUUUGGUUAGGUUAGCCUUCCAAAACUAGAAGCUGCUGUCUGUCCAAUCUUUCUUGUGCCUCUUCUCCUUAAGCCACUCAGUCUUACUCCUUUCUAGGGAUCCAGGAGGCACGGAUUGACACAAGCAAACUACCUGGCAACUGCUUUUACAUUUUUCCCUAUGCUAUCAGGGCCACUUGAACAACAUCUGCCUUAAAGUCAGACUUCCCUGAUGCUCAGUGCAAGAAGCAUCCACGUCUUGGAGGUGACUUGAAUUGAGAAAGGCCCUGCCCUGCCCUCCCCCUGAGUGUCCAUUAUUCUGUGUUCAGGUGUGAGCUUAUACAAAAAGAGAUCUGUACAUACUUUUGUGAGUGCUUAGGGAAGCACACAAAUAUUCUAAUGGUGCACAAUUUGUGUUAGACAUUCAUUUAGCACAUGUGGUACGUUUUAGCACAACUACCAAAUUUAGCCUUAGGGCUUUUUUUAUGAUUGUUCUUAUUAGAAGCAUGAAAGAUUCCAAAACCUUUGCAAAAGAACCAGUACUAUUCCAAAGAGUGUCCAUUUCAGAUGUAUUUAUUGGAAUUUGUAUCCUUUGAAUGUUCCAGUGUUCUGUACUAUGAAAAAAUUGAAGUCGGUCAUUUACUGGGAUAAUGUAGACUCAUUUUAGCUAG